This is a messenger RNA of Wasmannia auropunctata (little fire ant), 1251 nucleotides long. Its product is annotated as U6 snRNA phosphodiesterase. Lineage: Eukaryota; Metazoa; Arthropoda; Insecta; Hymenoptera; Formicidae. Gene Ontology annotation, molecular function: 3'-5'-RNA exonuclease activity. Gene Ontology annotation, biological process: U6 snRNA 3'-end processing. The record is from RefSeq and is a predicted model, not a curated record. Gene Ontology annotation, cellular component: nucleus. Bases 299 to 1057 code for a protein of 252 amino acids. The transcript is spliced from 4 exons.
UAACACGUCUUGUUUGAAUGUAACUGGUAUGAAACUUUGUUCACAGAUCGUUAUAUCAUAUUUGGUCGUAAUGACAUCAGUCAAUCAGUACGAAGCUGAUGAUGACUGGAUUUUCGAUGUAGAAGUGACGCAUCUAUAAAAAAAAUAAUCCUUGGCUGUCAAACUUGUGUUGCGCAUGGCGUGCGAACUGUACACAUAACCGGUAUCUUCGGUUUUUUAAUAUUGUAUUUCUGUUAAAAUUUAUAAUCGGAGUGAUAAUAGAUACUUUUCAUGUUGAAUAUAAAAAGCGUUAAAAAAUAUGGCCGGAUUGCAUUUAAUACAAACGUAUUCAUCCGACUCAGACGAAGACGAGCAAGAUGAGAAGAGAGAGGAUCAUAAAAUUGUAAACAAGUUAGCUUUACCUGAAAGUAUAUUAUCAUGGAAAGGAGUUGCGUAUAAUGAAGAAGUGAUCGAUGAUCCGCUGGAUCACGACGGACGAUUACGAAGCUUUAAACAUGAGCGCGGUAAUUGGGCAACUCUGAUUUACAUAAAUUAUACACCCAGCGAUUGCCUUCAUACUUGGAUAACAUCUGUGUUGAGUGAACUGCCUGUUCAAGGGAACAUCAUUUCUAGUCUUCAUAUUAGUCUCAGUCGUACCUUGGUCUUAAAGUUUCAUUGGAUCGAAUCGUUUGUGGAAGGCAUAAAGCUGUCGUGCCGUAGAUUUAAUAAAUUUGCCCUACAACUCACGGAUAUAAGGGUGUACUGUAAUGAGGAGAGAACUCGCACAUUCCUCGGAAUUUAUUGUCAAGAUGAGGAUGGAAUGUUGAAGUGCCUAACAGAAGCUGUCGACAAUUUACUAGCUGAAUAUCAAUUGCCAUCGUUUUAUAAGGAUUCUUCAUAUCACAUUAGUUUCUUCUGGUGCCUUGGAGAUCAGCGAGCGUGUUUGAAAGAAAUUCUGCCAUCUCUUACGAACAGUUUAAACAAAUUUUUGGCGGAAAACAUGGAAGAUGCUUAUGUGCACGUCAGUGAGAUACAAUGCAAAAUUGGAAAUAAAAGUUUUAGCUUUGAAUUAAAAUAAUAAAUUAUACAAAUUAGGCUGUAAAAUCUAUUUUAGGAAAUUAUAUAUACAGCACUUAUUAUCAAAAAGCAAAACUGUCAUUUAAUUGCUUCUUUCAAUUGAUUAAACCCGAUUCAACUGAGUUUUUUUUUUACAGAGCUUUAAAAAUAUUAUAUAAAAGAGAGAUACCGAUUAAUAAUUUACUUAAAUUAUAA